Molecule: messenger RNA, 4927 nt
Organism: Schistosoma guineensis
Lineage: Eukaryota; Metazoa; Platyhelminthes; Trematoda; Strigeidida; Schistosomatidae
Source: the annotation of a GenBank genome assembly
GUAGUUUUAUCCGGCGCACUUUUCGAUUUUUCAUUAUUAUAGAGUUUUGGUAGAAGCUAAGUGAGCUAAGAAAUUACCCACAUCUCAGGAGAAAUUACUCCAACGUCAAUUGCAGCCAAGUUCAUUACAUUGUUGGAACACCACACAAGCUGCCAAUUUUGUGAAAAAUUGGGCACAUUUUAGGGAAGCCGCUAUAGUAAACUUUGGGAAAUGGUACAAAACCCCCAAAAUUUACCCAAAACGGGGUUUUUCUACGAAACGUUUUUGAACACAAAACUUAUACCAAAACCUCUAGAAAUCACGAAAAACGUUGGGAAAAUACCUACAUACAUUGCUUACUGAAAAUAUUGGCGAUUCAGUUUAAAUAUUCAAUCAGAUAGCUUUCUAAAAAAUUAAAAAUGCCACCUGAAUCGAGGAAGCUCGAUGAGGAUACUCUCGCUAAGUUGGAGUCAAGCAAUUGGCAAGAGCGAAAAGAAGUUUUGGAAGUAAUCAGUAACCAGUUAAAAUGUUUUACCUUGUCCGAUGCGAUCUGUGGGCUUGUCACUAAAGCAUUAUGUCAAGUAAUUACAUCUGAUAAACAUUCAAUGUUGGUAAUUCGUGCAGCUGGUGUCUUAUCUGAAUUAGCUCAAUCAAUGAAUAAUGGCUUUACCGUUCAUUCAGAACGUGCUUUAACUACUUGUUUAUUAAAAUUUAAGGACACUAAAGCUAACUUGUCUCUAGCUUUACGUUCGGCCACAACUGCCAUUGUGGAUACAAUGUCUUUUGAUCUGGCUUUAGUGCAUCUUCAGACUGCAUUGAGUACUCCAGUGGCAAAAACACAGGCUGAAGCCUUGCGUUUGCUUGCUCACAUAUUUUGUAAAAGUAAUUUAAGGCGAGAACUUCAACUUUCACAACGCUUAAAAAUUUCAAAACCUCUUUUAUCUAAUGUUGCUAAAUUUUCUCAGCACAAAGCUCCGGAAUGCCGUGAUGCGUGUUUUCAGGUGUUUGCUGCAAAUCGUAUUUUUUUAGACUUUACCAGUGAGCAAUUCAGUGCCAUUAUUGAUAACUUGUUGGACGAAUCUCGACGCCUCAGGGUCGACGCUGCUUUCUUGCAGUUAAAUGAAGGUUUAUUACAAAACAAUAUACCCCAUGCAAAUUCUGAUCCGGCAAACUUGAUCACAAAAUCUAAAUCUAAAGAUUCACGUGUUCAACAACAACAACUGGCCGACGAUUUCGACUUCCCUGUUACCCCUAUCAGAGCAUCACCUGGUAUUUCGAAUAAACCUGUUAAAAUUGGAAAACAGUCAUUACAUGAAGUUUUUAAAAAUCCUAUGCAAGGUCAUGUGUCAUCCAGUACACCAUUUUCAACGAAUCAAAAGUCCACAUUACAUAAUUUUAAACAAAAUAUUCAAGUAUCAGCUUUAAAAUCGAGUGUGUCGAAAAUCCCUUCUUCAGUACAACGUGAAGGAUUAAAACAACCUCCUGGGAAGGGUAAAGUGAAAGCAGGAAAUAAAAACGUUAUCAAGCCAAGAAUUGAAAAUUGUCAGCCUCAAGAUUUGAAUUUGUCUCCAGAUCAUUUACGGAACAGGCUUUCCGAAACAUAUUUCGUAAAUGUACCACUGGGACAAUUAAAUGAUGCUUCUUGGAAGAUUCGUUUACAAAUUGCUGAACGUAUCAAUGCUAUUAUUAACUCCAAUCCUCCAGAAUAUCCUGAUAUUCAUUACUUACUUCAGUAUAUUCUACAUUGUGGGACAGUGAAAGAUAAUAAUUUUCGUGUCCGUUGUGAAAUCCUAAAUAUCUUGUCGAAAUUAUUAUCACAAAAUAAAUCUCAAAAUUGGAUUACUACGACUUUGAUAAUAUCGCUUUGUGACCAGUUAUUCGCUACCAUUGGAGAUUCUAAAUCCGGUCCCUUAGUUGAACAAAUUCUUCGAGAUUUAAUGAAUGUCAUAGGCUUUACAAAAACUGUUGAGUGCAUUAAUGCAGGUUUGAAGAAAAACGUUUCUCCUACAAUUCAUUCUUCACUCAUAAAGUGGUUAUCUUCGUCCAUAAGGUCGUUAGAUUCUAGUUUUGAUCACCUACCACUUAUAGAAAUUGUGAAAUUUGGACUUGGAUCUUCUUCACCUAUUGUGCGUAGUUCAGCAAUUGGAUUAGCUGGUGCACUUCAUGCUUGUUUACAUUCGACUGUCAAUAUUCGUCCAUUUUUCUCUUCUGAAAAGACAACAAUAUUACAACGUUUGGAAGCAGAAUUUGCAAAUAGUGAUGAAAAAUAUUCUGUUCCACUUUCGGAUACUAAAAACAAUAAUUCAACAUUCUCUGGAUUACUACAAACUUUAACACCAGCUGCUAUUGACGCAUGGUCGAUUAGAGAAAGAAGAAUGACAGCUCUGAUAGGAUCAAUUUCACCAUCACAAAGACUUACUAAUGCUGAAGGUGUUUUGGAAUUUUCUGAUUCAGAUGAAAGUCCAGUUGCGGAACGAAGUUCAGUACCGUACAAGAAAGGCUUCAUUGAAGCGGUAACAAGACAGCCUAUGCAAUUAGAAAACGUGCAUUGUAAUAUUGCCAGUAAAACAACUUAUAUGACUAAUUCCGAUACUUUUGAUACUAUUUUCUUUGUUGAGUCUAACGAUGAAACAGGUUUGUUACAAACUAAAGAAAUACGCUUGGAAAAUUUGAAAAAGCACCAGGAUAUCAGUAAAGAUAAGUUGCAAUAUCUAUUUGAUGAAUCACAUAUUCAUCCUAAUCUAAAGAAACAGUUAUUCUCCACGUCAUAUGAAGGUCGUCUGGAAGCACUUGAUAGAAUGAUUUCUUCAUUACAUAGAAAAGAUACCAGUGCAAUGCCAUCACCUUUAAUCAUCACAUAUGCUCAUUUUGAUUUAAUUUUAAUGUGGAUUGAAGAAUAUUGUUUUGGAUAUUGGUUGAAAGGUGAUUUUGAACAAUCUGAAUAUCAUAAUUGUAAAGCUGUUUUAGCUCGUGCCUUCGAGUAUUUAACUGCUGUAAUUUCGUUAUUUGCUCAAAAUGAUUUGAGGUUAAGUGAACAAGAAGUAAAUAUUAUUCUUAUCCCAUUAUUAAAUUGUCAACUUCAAUCAUUAACUGUACAUAAAGAUUCAGUUAUUUAUCGUGCUGCAUCUGAUUCAAUACAUCUUAUACGUCAAGUUUAUCCUCCUAGUUUAUUGAUGGACAUGCUUGUUAAAUAUAUGCAUCAAUGUAGUACUGCAAAAAUGCGUCAGAUUUGCCUUGAUGAAUUACUUAGUCUUAUACCGCGUUCCGGUGACCUAAAAGGAUUUACUUCAGAACUUCAUCUAAAACUAAUUGCCCAGCAACUUGCUGACUCUGAUUCUGGAGUGAAGAAAUCUGCAUUGAAUUGUUUAUGUGUAGCUUAUAAGUUUUUAGGAUCCUUAUUUUGGCAGCAUAUUGGAAAUCUUCCAGAAAAUGAUAAAAAAUUACUUGAACAAUAUCUGUCAUCAUCUAAUACUGAUCCAACUUUGACUGUCUCGAAUAACUUUGAUGAACUUUCAAUGAAAACACCAUUUGAAUUUUUUAUAACAAGAGAUACUUCAGUAAUAACUGCACCUUAUACAGGAGAGUAUAGUCGUACUAAACGACCUAAAAGCCCACCACCUCUCCACUUGUCUCCAGCUGCCCCUUCUCUUUUAUUACCAUUAAUUACUGCACGUGAUAAUCCAUCUUUAAGUGAAUCAGACAGAAUAGCAGCUUCAAGUCAACUUACCGCAGCUUUAUCUUGUUUAGUUGAUCAGUUAGGAGGAUUUGUAUCUGAUGAUGAAGUCCAAGAUGAGAAUCGUGCACCGUCAACUGAAAACUGCCACCAGGUCUACACUGAUGAAAAUGAAGAUGACCGAUCAGGUUUCAAUAACAUCGUCCAUGGAGCUCUUAUCGACUUAGAAGUAUUAAUUCAAGAUCCUCGAACAUGUAAUCUGCUUCCACCCUUUAUGCCUCAGAUUAUUACUCAGUUGACGUUACUUUGUAAUCGUUUGUACAAAAGUGAAUCUAACGCAGGUCAAGCGAUUUUCAUGCAAUGUCUAGGCGAUGUAUUAAUAUGUAUUUUUACACGGCCUUUCUUAUUUCGUGAGGUUAAGGCUGACAAUUUAAAAUAUUUAUUGGGUGGUCUAAUACAACUUGCUGAACGAUUACAACUAAAUCGUAACACUCCUUCAUUGUUAACGAAUCCUCGUAUUAUAACCGUAAUGAUAUUAGUUCGAUAUAUUUAUACUGCUGUUGACCCUUCUAUUGGAUUGAGUGUUCUUUUACGUCUGGUUCAUAUUUGUUGUUUUGGUUGUGAUAUAUUAUGCCAUCGUAUCAAACCUGAAGGUCAGGAUAGUCAUCCCUCUGAUCCUAUACACAGUUUGGAUGAACCUUUCUCUUUAGAUAUGAAGUCGAUUUCUUUCGCCAAAGUUGCAUAUCUUUCACUUGCUCAACUUUCUUGUCGAAGUUCCGAAAUUAGAAAUUAUAUAAAUAAAAUUGAUUGGGGUUUAAUCCUCCCUUUUUUGGAACCAUUUCUUCCUGAUUCGUUUGGUGUAACAAAAUCGGUAAAAAUUAAAAAUUAUCAAUCUAUUCGUAUGGAAAUUUUACAGGAAACUGUAAAAGUUAUUCAAUGUAUGCUUAUUGAAAUUUACGGUUGUAUUGGUUCAAAAUUUAUAGAGGAAGUUGAAAAAUAUAGAGAUCAGUGUUCAUCAUUGCUACAUAUUGUAUACACAUUAAAAUCUAUUAUGCAUGAUGCACCUUAUCCACAUUGUCGUAUCAGAUCAGAUUAACGUGCAUCAGUUAGUCUCAGUUCCAGAUAAAAUAAAUGAUCAGUAACUUUUUAUGCGUGUAAACUGUAUAUAACAUUAUGAUUCAUUUAUGUGAAAUAUUUUAGUUUACUUUUCUGUGCCUCCAUUUUCUUUAUUGUUUUUUAAUACCAACAUAUUUUCAAAUAAAUUGUUUUUCGCCA